AACCUAAGCCCUCACUUGUUUUGAGUUUCUUGGUAUUAAAAACUGAGUAGCAUUUGGACUCCUAGGCCUUAAAAUUGUCCUGUUUCCUCCUCUCCAUCUUGAACAGAUGAUUUUCCUAAGCCCCAGAUCACUGUCCAGCCAGAAACACAGUCGGCAAUAAAAGGUUCCAAUUUGAGUUUUAUCUGCUCAGCCGCCAGCAGCAGUGACUCCCCAAUGACUUUUGCUUGGAAAAAAGACAAUGAACUACUGCAUGAUGCCGAAAUGGAAAACUAUGCACACCUGCGGGCCCAAGGAGGCGAGGUGAUGGAGUACACCACCAUUCUCCGGCUCCGCAACGUGGAAUUUACCAGUGAAGGGAAAUACCAGUGUGUCAUCUCCAAUCACUUCGGUUCAUCCUACUCUGUCAAAGCCAAGCUUACAGUAAAUAUGCUCCCUUCCUUCACCAAGACCCCCAUGGACCUUACCAUCCGUGCUGGGGCCAUGGCACGCUUGGAGUGCGCUGCCCUGGGACAUCCAGCCCCGCAGAUAGCCUGGCAAAAGGAUGGGGGCACAGACUUCCCCGCCGCGAGGGAGAGACGCAUGCAUGUUAUGCCUGAGGAUGAUGUGUUCUUUAUCGUGGAUGUGAAGAUCGAGGACAUCGGGGUUUAUAGCUGCACAGCUCAGAACAGUGCAGGAAGCAUUUCUGCAAAUGCAACUCUGACUGUCCUAGAAACACCAUCAUUUUUGCGGCCCCUGUUGGACCGAACGGUAACCAAGGGAGAAACGGCUGUCCUGCAGUGCAUCGCUGGAGGCAGCCCUCCUCCCAGAUUGAACUGGACCAAGGAUGACAGCCCCUUGGUGGUCACCGAAAGGCACUUUUUUGCAGCAGGCAAUCAGCUGCUGAUCAUUGUGGACUCUGAUGUCAGUGAUGCCGGGAAAUACACGUGUGAAAUGUCUAACACCCUCGGCACUGAGAGAGGCAACGUGCGCCUCAGUGUAAUGCCCACUCCCACCUGUGACUCCCCUCAGAUGACUGUCUCGUCCUUAGACGAUGAUGGAUGGGCCACCGUGGGUGUCGUGAUCAUAGCAGUGGUUUGCUGUGUGGUGGGCACGUCACUCGUGUGGGUGGUCAUCAUAUACCACACAAGGCGGAGGAACGAGGAUUGCAGCAUCACCAACACAGAUGAGACCAACUUGCCAGCAGAUAUCCCUAGUUACUUGUCAUCUCAGGGAACCUUAGCCGACAGACAGGAUGGGUACAUCUCCUCAGAAAGUGGAAGCCACCACCAGUUUGUCACGUCUUCAGGAGGCGGGUUUUUCUUACCACAACAUGACAGCAGUGGGACAUGCCAUGUUGACAAUAGUAGUGAAGCCGACAUGGAAGUUGCCACGGAUCCAUUCCUUUGUCCCUUUUUGGGGUCCUCAGGCGCGGUGUAUUUGAAGGGGAAUGUGUACGGCUCGGAUCCGUUUGAAGCCUAUCAUACAGGUUGUGGCCCUGACCUGAGAACAGCCUUAAUGGACCACUGUGAGCCCAGUUACAUAAAGAAAAAGGAGUGCUACUCAUGUCCUUAUCCUUCAGAAGAAUCCUGUGAACAGAGUGUCAGUGACAUAGGAUGGCCUUCACACGUGAGGAAGUUAAUCAGCUCUACUUACACUCAAAAUGAAGGACCUGGAAUGAGAAGUUUGUGUCUAAACAAGUCCUCUUUAGGUUUUAGUCCAAGUCCAGAGCCAGCAUCGGUUACUUUAAGUAAUUCUUCCCUGGGAACAUUUGGAAAGCCGCUGAAGAGAGCUCAUCUGGAUGCCUUUUCAAGCUUUGGACAGCCAGUGGAUUGUCAGCCAAGAGCCUUUCACCUGAAAGCUCGUUCUUCCCCAGACUUGGACUCUGAGUCAGAGGAAUAUGGGAAAGAAAGGACAGAUUUUCAGCAAGAAAAUCACACGUGUACCUAUAAACAGACUUUAGAAAACCACAGGACUCCACAUUUUCAGUCUUAUGACUUGGACACAUAGACUGAAUGGGAGCAAAGAAGAGCUCAAACAUACUACCUCAAGUGGACUUUUAUUUAAAAGAGAGAAUCCUAUGUUUUUAAAUGGAGUUAUGAAUUUUAAAAGGAUAAAAUGUCUUAUUUAUACAGAUGGACCAAAAUUACAAAAAGUUAUAAAAAUUUUAUACUGGGAGUAACUUUCAUAUAAGAAUACCUUUUUAAACUAUUUUAACUUUGUUUUACGCAAAAAAAAAAUCUUAUGUAAAUUAAUGGUAUGAAUCCAUGACUAUUUUAUGUAUUUUUAUAAUGCCAGAUUUCUUUUUAUUGAAAACGAGUACUAAAGCAUUUUAAAUAAUACCUGUCUUGUACCCUUUUUGACUAGAGUUCACUUAAUUUUAUUUUGCACAUUGCAUUUAAUAAAAUGUGUCAUUUUGA
This is a messenger RNA of Leptonychotes weddellii (Weddell seal), 2396 nucleotides long. Lineage: Eukaryota; Metazoa; Chordata; Mammalia; Carnivora; Phocidae. The record is from RefSeq and is a predicted model, not a curated record.